UCUAAUUUUCCCUUUUUUAUUUUCCAUGGAUUACAACAGCCAGUGGCAACAACCGCCGGCGCCGGCAAUGCAGCCACCGGAAAUGAAUCAGUCAGCGGCGGUUGAUGCGUAUUACGCUUCCUAUUGUGCUCACUACGCAAAUCCAGACCCUAAUUUUAAAUUUGAUCUCCAAACACAUGAAUCAUUAGCUAUUGCAAUUCCACCAGCGCCUGGAGUUGUUGUUACGACGCCGUAUUACACUUUGGAUGCGAAUGCUCAGAACUUGGCUUGGCAAGAGUCUGUUCGUAUGUAUGGCACCGACCCUCUUGCGAUUACAGGACCUGAUGCUACAAGACAGUCUCAUAGCUUAUACCCGCCAGGUGCGGGUUUCUCUUGGACCGGCCACAUAGUUCAAGCUCAACUUCCUGGAUUGAAGAAAGUGUCAAAGAAGGGAAAGGUUGUUCGAUCUGCUUACUGCGAAGUUUGUAAAGUUGACUGUAAUGGUCCAAGUGUAUUCGAGCAACAUAUAUAUGGGAAGAAACACCUGAAGAACUUGAAAACAUGUUUACUGUCGUCAAACACAGAUUCUUCUUUGCCUGGACCAACAGUUGCGAUCCCUUUGAUAGGACCACAAGAAAAUCCGAGUAAAAGCAAGGCUAGGAAGAAAGGUGUGGAAUCAAUAACAGAAGAUCUAGAAACAAAGAGACGGAGAGUCGUUGAAUGUGGGGUGUCAAAUGAGUCGAUUAGACUCUGUAGAAUAUGCAACGUAGUUUGUAAUAGCGACACGGUUUACAAUGAUCAUUUGGCCGGUCAGAAGCACGCCGCUAAGGCAGCGAAGACCCCUGUAAAUACAUAGACUCUUGAAUCUUAUUUCUUACAUUCAUUGUAUUGCAUCAUUACA
This is a messenger RNA of Arabidopsis lyrata subsp. lyrata, 880 nucleotides long. RefSeq names its product zinc finger RNA-binding protein. The coding region runs from base 26 to 835 and encodes 269 amino acids. The transcript has 2 exons. The record is from RefSeq and is a predicted model, not a curated record. Gene Ontology annotation, molecular function: zinc ion binding; nucleic acid binding. Lineage: Eukaryota; Viridiplantae; Streptophyta; Magnoliopsida; Brassicales; Brassicaceae.